AUGUCUGAGCCAGAGUUUGAGCAAGCCAGGAAGGAGCUCGUCUCCACCCUUGAAGCCUCCUCCCUCUUCCAGAAGAACCCAGAGUACAAGAAGGCGCUCGAGGUCGUUUCCGUCCCGGAGCGCAUCAUCCAGUUCCGUGUUGUGUGGGAGAACGACAAGGGCGAGUGCCAGGUGCAAAAGGGAUACCGUGUGCAAUUCAACUCUGCUCUCGGUCCCUACAAGGGCGGCCUCCGCUUCCACCCCACCGUGAACCUGUCCAUCCUCAAGUUCUUGGGUUUCGAGCAGAUCUUCAAGAAUGCCCUUACCGGCCUCAACAUGGGCGGUGGUAAGGGUGGAUGCGACUUCGACCCCAAGGGCAAGUCUGACAAUGAGAUCCGCAAGUUCUGCGUUGCCUUUAUGAGGGAGCUCAACAAACACAUUGGUGCCGACACGGACGUGCCCGCGGGCGACAUCGGCGUUGGUGGUCGCGAAAUCGGUUACCUUUUCGGCGCAUACCGAGCGGAGCGCAACCGCUGGGAGGGCGUCCUCACUGGCAAGGGAGGCUCAUGGGGAGGUAGCUUGAUCCGCCCCGAGGCCACCGGUUACGGUCUUGUCUACUAUGUCGAGCACAUGAUCAACUACGCUUCAGGCGGAAAGGAGUCGUUCAAGGGCAAGCGCGUUGCCCUCUCCGGCUCCGGAAACGUUGCCCAAUAUGCGGCUCUCAAGAUCAUCGAGCUUGGUGGCACCGUCAUCUCUCUAUCUGACAGCAAGGGCGCAUUGAUUGCCGAAGAUGACCAGGGCUUCACCCCCGACAUCAUCAACCAGAUUGCCGACCUCAAGCUGAAGCGCCAGGCCUUGACCGCUCUGGAGAACCACAACUUCAAGUACAUCGAGGGAGCCCGGCCCUGGAAGGAGGUCAAGAAGGUCGACGUCGCCCUCCCCUCUGCGACACAAAACGAAGUCUCCGAGGACGAGGCCAAGGCGCUCAUCGAAGCCGGCGCGAAAUUCAUCGCCGAGGGCUCCAACAUGGGCUGCACCCAAGAAGCCAUUGACGUCUUUGAAGCCCACCGGCGCGGGAAGAAGAAUGAGGCGAUUUGGUACGCACCCGGCAAGGCGGCCAAUGCCGGCGGCGUCGCCGUCUCGGGCCUCGAAAUGGCGCAAAACUCCCAACGCCUCUCCUGGUCGGCCGAGGAGGUGGACGAGAAGCUCAAGGGCAUCAUGAAGGACUGCUUUGAAAACUGCCUGGGCACCGCAAAGGAGUACUUUACCCCUGCCGAGGGCGAGUUUCCUUCCCUGGUUGGUGGUGCUAAUGUUGCUGGCUUCCGCAAGGUCGCUGCUGCUAUGCAUGAGCAGGGUGAUUGGUGGUGA
Messenger RNA from Plenodomus lingam JN3, 1347 nucleotides. RefSeq lists its product as uncharacterized. Gene Ontology annotation, molecular function: L-glutamate dehydrogenase (NADP+) activity. Gene Ontology annotation, cellular component: cytosol. The record is from RefSeq and is a predicted model, not a curated record. NCBI's taxonomy places the organism in Eukaryota, Fungi, Ascomycota, Dothideomycetes, Pleosporales, Leptosphaeriaceae.